ACGCUUUUUCUACCCGUCCCUCUCUGCAGUGCACUCCGCAGUCUCUUCUCUUCAAUUUCGCAUUUCUUCGUCUUCUGCGUCUCUGGUUUAGCUUCCAUUUUGUAUGGCCGCCAAUUCCAAUAGCCGAGGAGUCGCCAGCGUCGGGAAACGACUCGUCAAUCAGAUCUGGCGAGCUAACACUUCCAGGAGAGCUGCGUACAGCUCGUUGUAUGAGAAGAAUCUGGACGAGCUGGUUCGCCCAAGUGCGGUCCCCGACGAUGUGAUCGAGACAGCCCAAUCUGAUAAGUACUGGGCCCCACACCCACAAACGGGGGUUUUUGGGCCCGCCACUGAGCAAUCUGGUCCUCCCUCUGCUACCAACGGCGGGGACCGGAGCUUCCACUCAGCAGCCGAUGCCGGAGGUGGCUCGGUCAUGGAGGAGAAGGCCUGGUUCCGCCCAGUGAGUCUUGAGGAUUCGGAGAAGCCCAACAACUAGGCAACAUUAAUUAUCUUUACCAAGUAUUGCUAAUAAUGUUCUGAACAUAUCCGUACGUAUAUGAGUAGUAGUAUUUGUGUUGCAUGCUUCCUAGUAUUGACGGUUUGUAUGAACGCAUAGCUAGUUCUGGUUGUAUGGUUCUUUCACAUGUUGUGGAAUGGAACUUGAGAUCCAUGGUAAUGUUUGUAACUAAAUAAAUGCUUUCUUUGUAGUAUUGAAUUCAAUAAGAGACGAUGAGAAGCGAGUCCGACCAUUUUUUCAAACUAGA
Messenger RNA from Neltuma alba, 743 nucleotides. Its product is annotated as late embryogenesis abundant protein At5g17165. The record is from RefSeq and is a predicted model, not a curated record. The transcript has 2 exons. NCBI's taxonomy places the organism in Eukaryota, Viridiplantae, Streptophyta, Magnoliopsida, Fabales, Fabaceae. The coding region runs from base 104 to 475 and encodes 123 amino acids.